UGACCUGCAAAAAUGCCUGCGCUGGAUAGCUUUGUGUCGCCGUCCACAUUCCCAUCUCAACGUGGAAAAAAUAACUAAGCAUACAUAUAUUUGUUCAAAGCAUUUCAUAUCUCUCAGUGGACCUAAUGAAGAAUAUCCUGAUCCAAAUGAUGCUUUAAGUGGGGAAUUUAGAAAAUCACGCCGCCACGUAUCAUAUGCCCAGAACAACACAUUAUCACAUGAUAUUACAGACUCAUCACCACCAGAAGGUUCUUCUCACAGUUGUGAUUCUGCAAGCCAGACUGAAGAACAGAUCUAUUCUGAGUUGGAUGUGUUCUCCAUGGUUGCAAGAAUCAGGCAGCUGAAAGAGGAAAACAAUAAAUUGAUCAGAGACUUUGCCAAGAGGGAACUUCUAAAUAUUAAUAAGUGCGAUAAACAGUGUCAGACUGAGGAAUUUAAACAGAGAGGUGGAUUUGAAAUUGAAGAAGUUGUUGAGUCAAAUAUUAAAAAUUUGUUUAAGUUUUAUACAGGCUUAACAUAUGCCAGAUUUCUGAUGUUACUAUCAUUCCUCUUUCCCAGUGAUUGUGCAAAUCCAAUUUCAUAUCCACAGAAAAGAAAGGAAACUAAUGUAAAAAAAUUCCCCUUAUCACAACAAGUUUUUAUGUACCUGUGUCGACUCAGAACGGGGUUACAUGUUAAAGACCUGGCCUUCAGAUUUAAUGUGAAAGUGCCAACAGUGUCAACAGUUCUCAUCGGUGUUGCAAAAUAUAUGUAUGUCAGGUUAGGCUCCCUUAGCUAUUGGCCACAUAGAAAUGUAAUUAUAGAAAACAUGCCUGAGAAUUACAAAGCUGAUUUUCCGACUUGUUUAGCAAUCCUUGAUUGUACAGAGCUUAAAUGUGAAAAACCAUCUUCCUUACAAGUACAGAGUCAGUGCUUUUCAGACUAUAAAUCAUCCAAUACCUUGAAGUCAUUAGUUGUUUGUGAUCCUAGAGGAUCAGUUAUGUUUGUUUCAGAUUUGUUUUCUGGGUCAAUUUCAGACAAUGAAAUUUGUGAACAAAGUGGGUUCUAUGAUUUUGUACCUGAUUUGAAAGAACGGGGCUUCAUUGUUGCUGGAGAUGCACUAAUGGCAGAUAAGGGGUUUAGGAUUGAAGGCAUUCUGUCAGAAUUUGAUAUUAAUCUGAAUAUACCUCCAUUUGCUUCAAGUGGAAAACCAUUAAGUGAAUCAGAAGUAAAUAUGACUAAAAAAAUUGCAGCACAUAGGAUUCAUGUUGAACGGGCAAUUAAUAAAAUAAAAUGUUUUAAGUUACUGAGAAGAAAAAUUCCAGUUAGCUUGUUUCACUGCAUUAAUGAAAAUUGGUUUGUUGCUGCAAUCUUAACUAAUUUUCAAGAUACUUUGGUAAAAUUAUAACUUUUGUACCAUAUAUUACAAUUUGGACAAACAAUUUCAUCAUCAGGGGAAAUAUGGAGUGGUAACAUAUAUACCAGAUUUAGAAACUGAUGUGGAAAUUGUGUAAAAAAAAAACCCAUUAUAAAUGAUCGAGAUAUAUGGAUGACUAUGAUUGAUUGUUCAUCUGGU
This is a messenger RNA of Liolophura sinensis, 1555 nucleotides long. RefSeq lists its product as uncharacterized. The record is from RefSeq and is a predicted model, not a curated record. Lineage: Eukaryota; Metazoa; Mollusca; Polyplacophora; Chitonida; Chitonidae. The transcript is spliced from 4 exons. The coding region runs from base 320 to 1387 and encodes 355 amino acids.